UGUAAACGAGAAAGCGGGCCGUUGUUCCCUCGAGUUCGAGAGCAGAUUGUAUUGAUAGAGCAAAGCAUUCAGCGAUCUUUUCAAACUGCGAUUGUAAACAAGAUCUUUAAUCAUGUCUGUUGCAUUUAUGUCACAACAGGGAAGGUCAAAAAACCCUCCACCAAAUCCUGCAACGAUUCAGAAGUUGCUGGAUGAAAACUAUCAGCUUAUUCAGACAAUUGCUGACUACCAAAGUAAAGGUCGAGCUAGUGAGGGGAUGCAAUAUCAGCAGAUUUUGCACAGAAACCUUGUAUAUCUUGCCACCAUUGCUGAUGCCAACACCAAUAUACAAGCCCUCCUGCCAGCACCUGGUCAAGCAAUGGCUCAGCCAGGUGGUCAGAUGAUGAGGUCCCCAAGCCAACAAGGAGUCAUGGGUGCCCCAGUUCCAGGUGGUCCCAUGGCAAGUGGGGGAAGCCAGGGAACAUAUGCACCUGGAGGAAACAUACCCCAAGGAGCAGCACCAGGGGGAGGCUACCCUCGACCACAGAUGGGCCAGCAGAGUGGUCAGUCCCCAAUACAGCAAGGUAUGGGUGGUCAGCAAUAUCCAAUGACAGCACAACAGCCAUCUAUGAUAGGGCAGCAACCAGGAAUGAUGGGGCAGCAACAAGGAAUGAUGUCCACACAGCAGGGCUUGAUGGGACAGCCACAGGGGAUGAUGGGACAGCAGCAGGGGAUGAUGGGACAGCAGCAGGGAAUGAUAGGGCAGCAGCAGGGAAUGAUGGGGCAGCAGCAGGGAAUGAUGGGACAGUCUCAGUCGCAGCAGCCAGGACAUCCACCUCAGGUUAUGUCUCCUUCCCAGCAGUCUGGCCAGAGCCCUAUGGCAAGCCAGGCACAAGGCAUGAUGCCAUCACAAGCACAACAAGGAAUGAUGCCGUCUCAGUCACAGGGUGGGAUUUCACAGCAGCCAGGCAUGAUCUCCCAGCAUCAAGGCAUGGGCACCAAUCAGCAACAGCCCCUGAUGUCCCCUCAACAGUCCAUGAUGCCAUCCCAGCAACCCACCAUGAUGCCAUCUCAGCAACCAAGCAUGACCCCUCCACAGCAGCAACAGCAGCAGCAACAGCAGCAGCAGCCCAUGUUGUCAUCACAGCAGUCCAUGAUGUCUCAACAGCAGGGCAUGGCCACUUCUCAGCAGCAACCAAUGAUGUCACCACAACAGCAGGGGAUGAUGUCAUCCCAGCAGCAGCCUAUGAUGUCUUCGCAGGGGCAGGGACAGAGUGGCAUGAUGUCGCAGGGUCCAGGGGGCCAGAUGAUGAGUGGUCCAGGACAAAAUGGCCCAAUGAUGGGGCGUGGAAUGCCCAUAAAUGCCUACCGCAGGCCACACCCACAGGGUUCCCAGUUCAGUCCACAACAGCAACAGUCUCAACAGCAACAGGGUGGUCAAUAUCCACAGCAGCAGUACCCUGCAAAUCAGCAGCCUUUCCCACCAUCCAGUGGUCAGUCAGGACAGGCAGUGCCACCAUCCAAUCCUUCUCAACCACAAUCCUUCACUGGGCAGCAGCCAUCUUUUCCACAGUCCCCUCAGGGGCAGUACUCCUCUUACACUAACCCAGGAAACCCUCAGCAGCAGCAACAACAGCAGCAGCAGGCUUCUCACCAGUCUCCACAACAGCGCUUUGGUCCCUAUCCUCGACCCCAAGGUCCUAUGGGUUCCCAGAUGCCUCAGCAGAUGCAGGCGCCAGGUGGGACCCAAUCUAUGACCAGCAUGAACCCACAGGGUCAGAUGGGUCCCCAACAAGGUACAAUGGCUAAUCAGGCAAGUCAAGGAUAUGCCUACAACCAGGGUCAAUAUUAACAAUGAGCAGAGAUGGAACAUCUACAAGAUGACAGGCAUUUAGACCUUGGGGACACAAGGAGAAUUACUUGGGGAGAACAAAUUGUGCAGGCAGUGCUGAUAAGUCAACAGAUAGCUGCUAGAAGCAGGUUUUACAUGGUUGGGAAAAGUCCCAGGUGCUGUGGACUUAUCUUGCCUACCUCUGUGAGGACUUUCUGGAAAAGGGGUGCUAUUUUUGCAAGCACCAUUGCAAGUUUAGACAAUUUAAACUAUGAGACAUUUUUGUCACAGUUAAUGCUGGUUUAACUUUGUGGUAGCUGUUGAAAGUGAAGUGUUUGUUCCGCAUGCUAAAAAUUCACAGGUUUGUCCAUGUCUUGAGUUGCUAUUCCAAAACAUUUUUUGAUCUUUUUUUUCAGUUUUUGAAAAUGUUGAAAAUUGAAUGUGUGAUGGAAGAGCUCUGUAUUCUGGUAAUUAUUGUGCUUGAGUUUAGAGCAGGUCACUGAGUUAUGGCUGAUUCUGCUGCGGCUGUACCUCUCUGCCAAUCAUACAUCAGUAAGUACUUAUUUCAUGAGGAAUAGUUAAGACAAGGGAAGGAAAAGGUUGGACUGUGCCUUCCCUAUGCCAUGUCCUAAAUAGGAAGGUCCAGCCACUUAUACUCUGGUCAGUAGACUAUAGUCUUUGAUUUUUACUUGACUUGUUAUCAAGCAUUUAAAAUUCCCAGAUUUCUGUUGAUUUAAAAAUUCAGUUGAUUGCUCUCUAUAACUUACGUUAACAAGUUGCUGAAAUCUGUAAAACAGUCAAGAUAGGUGUAACUUAUGUCAUUGAUUCAAAAUUUCAAGACACAGGCUGCAGUUAUCAACUGUGAUGGGCUGUAUUCUUUGGCUACUCUCAGUUCCUGUAAAAUUUUCUGUAGUGUUUGAUUAUUACCAAGUUAUAUCUUCCCCAUGUACCAGCAUUCUUUUUCUCAUGUAGACUGAUUGAACAUGGAAAAGUUAAAGGAAAAAUGAGCCAUAAAGUAAAGAAAGUGGUAAAAGUGAUAUAUUCUGAAGGACAUGUCUGUCUUCCUGCCCUUUGUUCUCCAAUCCUGUUAGCCCCUGUGUCUUCUCAUCUGUUAUUUUAACCCUAUGUGAUGCUCCAUAACGGCAUAAUACUGCAUCAAGUUCAGAUUAUGCCCUAAUUGUACUAACAGUACUAACUUGUAAAUAAUUUUGAUACUUCAUGCAUGCUUUCAAGGUGUAUUUUUGUACUGAAUGUUGAUGUGGGUAAAAGACUGUUUCCUUCCUAUCUUCAUGUUUAAUAGUAAAGAUAUUGUGUAUAUUUUGUAAGAGACAAUUCUUUGAGUUGAAAAGUAGGAUAUGAAUGUAGUUUGUAGCUCCAAGGCAAUAGAUUGUUGCUGUACAAUAGGCAUUGAUGUGUCCUUAUAUUAUUAUCAUGAUAUAUCCCUUCGUGUUUGUGCUCUACCACAACAUUAGGGUCACCCUCAAACACUAAUCAAGUACCCAAGUAAUAUGAAUGGUAGAAUGUUUACAACAAAUAAAAAACAAAAGCUACAGAUGACAAUAGAUGGAAACUUCUGGCCUAAGAACUGGAGAUGUUUCUUGAACAGGUCCUAAGUGCAUGCUUGAAAGACUUCUGCUGAUGCCAUAGGACAUAAGGCAGUUACAACAAGUAGAUGAUGAAUGGACAAACAUGCAUUCACUAGAGCUUUUUAUCCCGAUGCCGGGAACAUAAAGAAGGCAAGUACCUGCAGAAGUACAGCUUGGGGUGUAGUGAGUUAGAAGGUUAGAAGAGAAAGAAGUAGCAGAGCCUGCAGAGAACCUGUAACAGAGAGUUGCAAGUUUGUAUGCUGUUUACAAACCUGAAUCGAAAGCCAGUGAAGAAUAUAGAGAAAAGGUCUAGCCUGAUAUUCUACAAAAAUAUGGCCCAUUGACCAGUUUUCUGUUCUUGUUAUUCUUUAUCUUUAAACUAGUGUAGCAAUAAACAUAGUACUCUAUAUAAAUGUCUGUAGUGUUUUUCCUCAUCAGCUGUUAUGAAAAAUGUUAGUGUUUUCAUUGUAAUGUCAAAUGAUUCACAGUUUAAAAAGUGUCAUGUUAGUUACCAGCAGCUACUAAUGAAGGAUGUAAAAAAGUAAGCAAAAGAGAAAGACAUGCAACAGUUUUGUUUUAGAUUGAGAAAUAUACAUCCUAGUUAAAAAAUAAAGCACAUGGAGGAAUAUUGUGCUUUUUUAUGUGUGACUUGUCUGUUGAGGGAAUUCAAUUCAAACAGUAAUGACAAAUAUAUUGCUUGGUGGUGCGAUUAAUGUGCAAAAAAUAGAAUCUGUUUUAUGCCCUGCUGUUUACAAAAUUUUUAUUCAGUUUACAAGAAAAUAUACAAAAGCUUGUGCUCGUCAGUAUAAAGCCGGACCUGAGUCACAUUAACCUUGGAUAAUUUUGGCAUUUGAGCAUUUUAAGGACUUUAUUUUAAACUGAAUCAGUGGAUAUGCUGACAUUAGCUAGAUAAAGAAUAAAGCAAAUCCACAGGUCUUGCUAUUUUUUUUUUUUUUUUUUUUGCUUUUGGUAAAUGAUAAAGUAACCAACAGUUUUUUUUAUCUUUCCCUCUCAGACCUGUAUUUUUUUUGUUUGUCAAAUAUUGUGUGUCCUAGAGAACUGAUGGUGGUGGUUUUAACAAGACUUUGUUGUUCUGCCUGUGGAUGUUGUGGCAAGUUUGAGCUAAAUUUGGAGGGGGGAGGGGAUUUAUUUACUGUAAAAUGACUGUUCAACUUGGAAAAGAAAGGUGAAUCACAAUUCACACUGCCAGUCAGGCAACAUGUUGGAUAAAAUUGAAGGAAAUGUUUAAAAGAAAUACCUCUUGGAAUAGUAUAUAUAUACAGAUACAUCUAUCAGGUUUCCAUUUUGUACUGGGAUGUAAGUGAAUGGCAGUUCUAAGUUGUAUGUGUCCAGUUGUGGCAAGUGUAUUGUGUAUUAUCAGAUGUUGGACAGCUACUGUCUUCAGGACGUUGGACAACUGCUGUCUACAACACUUUUGGUGGAAAUGUACUCAGUGGCUAUCAUGUCUGUUUUGCCAUCACAAAUAAACAUGAUGGCAGAAUAUUAUACCAUGCUAUUAUAACAAAUUAUUAUAACAAUGCUCAGUACUUACAUUAUCAAUAGAAAUCUGUAGCUUUCUAUUGAGAUAAGUCUGGUAAUUUAGCUAUAGCGAGUACACCAGCUUUAGUGUGGAAUGGUUGAUAGUGCAUUGACCUGUCUUCAUCCCUCUCUCUUUCCACUGGUGGAUGGGGACUGUUGGUUGGUGAAUGCAUGCUCAGUGUACUCAGCCCCAAGUAGUGCACAUUCAUACAGUAACUCAUUUAGAGAAAGUAGUAGAGUAUUGCUUAUUUGCUGAAACACCCAUGAGUUGACACGGCUAGGAGCUGCACCUUUGGAAGAUGGAGGCAAGGCAGGAUAUUUUCGUUUUGUUAAUCCCCGUUCAGUGACAUCAUUACCAAAAUUAUUUCAUAGAGCAUGGAAUCACAUGUGAAAAAUAUAGAAGGAAUGAAAGGUGUGAGAAACUAUUUCGACCAUCCCAAAGAUCUGAUCUGCAUGUGGGUUGGCAGCUGAGGACGAAAGAGUCAUGUCUGUUCAAAUACUCUUGAUUCACAAUGGUUAAGAUUUGACCCAUUUUCUUUAAAAAAAAUGUUGGGUGAUGAAUAUUGCACAUAUGCAUUUACAAGAGACUGAUGGCCCUGGCCUAUUGCUGGUGCUAUAACUAUUAUUUGGACUGGUGUAAUUUACAAAAUCGUGCAUGCUCAAUGGUGCAUUUCUUUGCGUUGGUUUCAAGAAAUGCCUCGAACUUUAAACAUGGUGCCUUGGCUAAGCAGUGAAAACUGUCGGUCGAGUCAGCUUGGAGUAUGUUGUGUUCAGUGUGCUGUUACACAAAAGCGACAUGGUUAUUGUAUCAAUAAUCAGCGUAGACUUUUUGACUGGCUACUUUUGGGAGCAGUUCAUUGGAAGUUAAAGAACAUCUAAUGGAGAGAAUUUAGAAGGUUGCUAGGUGUAACCAUGACUGCUCCACCAGCCUGCCUUUCUUCUUUUCCCGGGUUUUGUGCUCAUGGUGUACUCUGCUUAAACGAAGCAACAUGUUGACAGUUUUGAAGUGCCAAGAAAUUUUUUUCUGAUGCCUAGUGGUGUUUUCCUGUUGUGUUCAAUGAAGUAACUUUUGUGCAGAGACUAAUAAAGAACAAUUGACUAUG
Messenger RNA from Pomacea canaliculata, 6038 nucleotides. RefSeq names its product protein SSXT-like. The record is from RefSeq and is a predicted model, not a curated record. Bases 113 to 1831 code for a protein of 572 amino acids. The transcript has 8 exons. NCBI's taxonomy places the organism in Eukaryota, Metazoa, Mollusca, Gastropoda, Architaenioglossa, Ampullariidae.